CUUUGAAAUUGUUGCAUGUUGCGUUUAUAUUUUUGUUCAGUAUAGUUUGCAUUUGAAAGUCAUUCCAAAAGUCUCUCUUAUUUUAUUUUCUCCGUAGUUCCGAAAGCAACUGUAAAAUGGUAUACCUACAGAUGACAAUAAAAAAGAUCUGAUGUGAAAAAGGGAUAUGCCAAAAAUGAGAGGGAGAAAAAAAGACUGAAGGAAGGAGACCGAAGGAAAAGAGGAAUAUAAAAUAAGAAAAAUAAAAAGGAUGGUGAAGAGGAUGGGAAAAAUCUGAAAUGCAAGAGCGUAACAAAACAAGAGCACAGUAAAUGUAAAUGGUAAUUGCACAAUUAUUUACUCUAUAUUUCAUUUACUGGUCAAGUAUCAUAUUUGUCUGAAUUGUCUUUUGAUAUUCUCUGGGAGUUAUUUUUUUAAAUGUGUUUUUAGAACUGUUUCCCCCCUGUUACAGUGGUUGGCAUAAUGAUAUUACACUCAAUGUAGCCGGAAUGAUUAACAACAUUGUUUGUUUCUAGGGGGACAGUAUUAAUAGUUGCACACACGUGUGAUGUUAUGAAUGUCCUUGGUGUUUGUGAAUAUCAUUCAUUCUUGCUAAUCUGGAAUGAACUAAUACUGUAAUGUUUUUGCCAAAUUGAUAUAUCAGUCGAAUAAAUUUAAUAGAAGCUGUUCCGUUCUUUACUCAUUACGAUUUUACCGAUUUCUGUAAAGAUUAACAAUGAGGUCAAAUCCAGGUGGGAGGUAGGUCAUUCCAACAAUGGGAAGACAUGGACAACGUUGGAGCACAAUGGUCCACUCUUCCCACCAGAAUAAGAACCGUUACCCAAUAUCUUUCUUUUAUAAUGGUCUGAUUUGCUAUAAAACUAAGUUUGGCUGCUGAGGAAGUAGCCUCGUUUUACGCCAAGAUGCUGGACCAUGAGUACACAACAAAGAGUGCCUUCCAAGAUAACUUAUUUACAGACAGGAGAGAGCCACAGGGAGAAGAUUGGUAACUUCUAGGUGGAGCCCCCAGGGCUUUCCCACGGGCGGGGAGAACACCCCAAAAUGGACACGCUGAAAGUGAGCAUCCAGCCGGAAGACAUCACCAUCAACAUGCAGCAAAGGCGCUAAGAUACCAGUGGCCCCUAAGGGCGACAAGUGGAGGAAGGUGCAGCAUGAAGACAGUGACCUGGGUGGAGGACCGGGAGAUGAAGACCAGACAGAGAGGAGUGGCACUCUACUUAAUAGACAAGCUGGCCCUGCGAGCAGGGAGUGAGAAGGAGGAGAAUGAGACGGCCAACUCGGUGGGUUGCUGCUCUCUGAGAGUGGGACACAUCACCCUCCACCAGCAGAAGGGAGGCCAGGAGUUCAUGGUGGAGUUUGACUUCCUGGGCAAAGACUCUAUAACGAGGUGCCUGUGUAGGGCAGGGUUUUCAAGAACCUGAAGCUAUUCAUGGAAAACAAGGAGCCUGACGAUGACGUGUUUGAUAGAAUAAACACCACCUACUUGAACAAGCAUUUGAACCAGUCCAUGCUGGGAUUGACAGCCAAGAACCUUCAACGCUUCCACCACUCUGCAAGAGCAGCUCAACAAGCUCACCUCUGGUUAGUCCACUUUCUAUACCAACAUCAGUACACUCAGUGCAGGUUUUUGAAGAUCUAGUUUACAAUAGUUGACAAGAAUUCUCAGCUCUUCUCUGUGACAUACGUGACCCUCGUUGGUCUUACUUUGAACAUGGCAUUUGCGUUCUUUUUUACUCAAAUGUGCUCUCUGUGUCAUAACUAUAUGAAUCUCUGAAACAUGCAGAUUUAUAGUAAGAGUACACUAAUGAAAGAUAUGCAUGUUUUCCUCCUCACCUGACAUGAGUCUUCUGUCCUAUAACCGAGCCAACAGAGCUGUGGCCAUUCUCUGUAACCACCAGAGGGCAGCACCCAAUACCGUUGAGAAAUCCAUGCAGGUGACCCCAAGGCUCUACCUGCAGAAUCUGCUAGUGAUCUAAUGCGAUCUUCAAAGGUCAUGUGUUCAUCCAGUGUGAAACCAAGACAUAAGAGCCAGUGUCAGGUCCUUGGGGAGGAAACAUGGCCAGCAGCAUGAUGGGCAUGCUGCUAUUGUUGCAUCCCAGUGUCACUACAUGCUCAAGCACCUCAAUGGUGGAGGACAGAUCUCAGUGCAUAUGCCCCCCAACAUCGCAGGCCACUGGGUAUCCACCAGCUGUGAGGUCAGGCCUGGGCCAGAGUUCAUCACCAGGUCCUAUCUCUUCCACCACAACCACACUUUCCAGGUCCUCCAGUUCCACUACAGGGACAACCGCUGCUCCUCUCCCACCUACACCCUCCUCGCCCGGGGCCAGCUGCACCUGCGCCAGGCCUCCUGGGUGGUCCGCGGAGGCACCGAGGCCGACUACCAGCUCCACAGCGUCCAGGUUGUGUUCCACAGCCCUGAGGCAGCCAGGGACCUCAGCCAGUGGCUCAACCCCAGCUGCGGAGCUCCGUCCCUGGGUGGAGGGGAGUCGUGGGAGCCCCACAUCAGCUAUGACCUGUGGAGCAAGGAGGAGGAUGAGGAGCAGGGGAGGGACUGUGCCCGCAGGCUGGGUUUCACUAUGAAUGAGCUGCAGCUGGUGCGUGUGGAGCGGCGCCGCCGCCAUCAUGGCGUCCGGGUCCCUGAUGACCACACUGAGGAGCUUUUCCUGGGGGACGUCCACACUGAGCGUGCCCAGAGGACCCACCACAAACCCUCCAGCUACCAGCCACCCCUGCAGAACACCAAGAACCAUGAGCGUACAUGCCUUGUCUGCAGAGUCAUCGCCGGGGCGGACCAGCAUCAUCCUCCCAUCCUGCCCUGCAAAGAAAACCUGUCUGUCAAACUACAGGGCCAAUGGGUAAGCCAGCGGUGUGAGGUCCGUCCUGGGGUCCUCUUCCUCACCCGCCAUUUUGUUUUCCACAACCACAACAGCACUUGGGAGGGCCACUACUGGCAUUAUUCCGACCCAGUGUGCAGACACCCCACAUUCUGCCUGUACGCCCGGGGUCACUACAGCCACGCAGUCCUCUCCACCAGGGUCCUGGGAGGGACAGAGUUUGUCUUCACAGUGGACCACAUGAGGGUGACCCCCAUGGACCAGGCCACCACCUCCCUGCUCAAUAUCUUCCGGGGCAACGAGUGCGGGGCCGAGGGCUCGUGGCGCCAGGGACUGGAGCAGGACGUCACCCCCACCCAUGGCUGUGCUGCCCUGGGCAUCCGGCUGCCGCACACAGAGUACGAACUCUUCCGCAUGGAUCGAGACUCAGCGGACCACCUCCUUCUCUUCAACGGCCAGAGGCCCACGGAUGGCUCCAGCCCUAACCAGCCCCAUAAGACGGCCACCUCCUACCAGGCUCCCCUGGUGCAGUGUGCAGGGGCCGGCCACGGGCCAACGGAUUGGGGGAGGGAAGCCGACCAGCUCCAUAGGCUGGGGAGUAGCUGCUGCAAACAGGGAGGAGGUGGUGGCGUGAUGGAUAUGGUCAAAGUACUGCUUAUUGCAGCUAUCCCCGUUCUGAAUCUCAGCUAGGGUUAGCUGUGGCUGAAUGUAGUGGAGCAGCACUGACUGUGCAUUGGACUUUGACUCUUUUAAAACAGCAUAUGUGAUUAAUGUUGAGUUGCUACAUUCUAUCAUUCGGCGUCGUGUUCAGUAGGCAUGAAACUGAAGAAAAUGCUCUGACAGGAAGGGAAACGGAGAUGUGCUGUACGUCAAUAAGAAAUGUUUGUUGUCUUACGGUGUGCCCUAAAGAACACGACCCAACAAGUCGUCUAUGGCCGUGAUUCAAUCUAAUCAUGCUUUGUCGACAAUGCCAUUUAAAAGUAAUUUCCGAUUGAGCCGACAUGGGACAUCCUAAACACGCCACUUCGAUAGUUACUUUGACUUUCUCUCACUCCUUGCCCUGUUACUGUUUCUUCCUUUAUCUGCCUUUGUGUAGGUACACAAAGGCAGAUAACUUAGUGGGUAAGAGCGUUAUGCCAGUAACAGAAAGGUCGCUGGUUCUAAUCCCCGAGCCGACUAGGUGAAAAAU
Molecule: messenger RNA, 4023 nt
Organism: Coregonus clupeaformis (lake whitefish)
Lineage: Eukaryota; Metazoa; Chordata; Actinopteri; Salmoniformes; Salmonidae
Product: protein APCDD1
Exons: 13
Coding region: 2109-3524 (471 amino acids)
Biological process (GO): DNA topological change; negative regulation of Wnt signaling pathway
Cellular component (GO): plasma membrane; chromosome
Molecular function (GO): DNA binding; Wnt-protein binding; DNA topoisomerase type I (single strand cut, ATP-independent) activity
Source: RefSeq, a predicted model, not a curated record